This is a messenger RNA of Colletotrichum phormii, 2125 nucleotides long. RefSeq lists its product as uncharacterized. Lineage: Eukaryota; Fungi; Ascomycota; Sordariomycetes; Glomerellales; Glomerellaceae. The record is from RefSeq and is a predicted model, not a curated record. The transcript is spliced from 6 exons. Bases 86 to 1792 code for a protein of 568 amino acids.
GUACGCAGUAUAAAUAACUUGGCAAAAGUUUUCAACUUCCUCUUUUUGCAAAUAAUGCCUAAUCCUUGGUGGUAACGACGGUAAAAUGGCGACUUUCUACCCCAUUUGCGCCAACCAGGCGCCAAACAACGCGAAAUGUAACAACACUGGCAGGUUCGCUUGCAAGAACUGCCUUCUCGUCACAUACUGUGGCCCCGAGUGUCAGAAGUCUCACUGGACUAUGCACAAGCCCGACUGCAAAUCUCACCUUGGAAGGGAGGGCUGGCAGCCUGACUGGGUCUUGGAGAACCGAGCUCCGGCCUUCAUCGGGAAUGGUCACCCUCGGGUGACCUAUGGAGCCGGGAAGUACCUUUGGGGCAACGUUCCAGCUUUCGACGUCCUCCAACUUGGCGCCAACGAAGGCGUCUCCUACGACGAGCAGGUGCGCCUCUUGUUUGCCGCCUCCGGAGAUCUUCGAAACGUCAUCAAGACCAUCGCUCAGCUCCCCGAUAGCUACACUCAGCCCGUCGAGGUGACUAUAAACGACCGCAAUCUGGAUAUUGUCGCUCGGAACGUAAUAAUGCUUCUUAUCAGUCUCGUGGUGGACGAUGUCGACAUCGCGGCCGACUGCAUCAUUCACGUCUGGUAUUCCGCCCUCCUCCGCAAAUCCGACCUCGACAUCAUGCAGCAUCGGAUCCGUCCAGUCCUCGAGGAGGUCUGCCACAAGCUGAAGGGAAAGGGUUCCGACAACCUCCAAGCAAAGACCUGGACGUUCGGCCAGCGGUCGCUGAGACUCGUGCUAAAAAAGUCUGUGUGGGACGACUUCUUGUCCUUCACGGGCACCCCCAAGGGCCUGACGGCUAAUCGGGCGCAUGAGAUUCGCAAAGCCGUCACCCUCGCCGAGGGUAGAAAGGACUAUCGUGAGCGUCACCUUCUGGUCCAGUCCCUGUCCCAUCGAAUCGCCCUAACACGCUUCCGCGAGGACGGACUUCUGCUUCCAUUUGGAAAUGCGCGUGAUGCCUUUCGGCACCCCAACCCAACUAUUUACCAGGACGCGAGCUGGCCCAUGUACGACAAUGCAGACCCCCUCAAUGGAUGGUCUGCCAAGGAAGUCCAAGAGACUCAGACCGGACCUGCGACCGCUGAUAUCUACGGCAAGCUCCUCAUCAGCCUUCGUACGGUACUUCUAGCGUUUCUUCGUCGUCUCUCAAGUUCGCAGAUCUCAUUUAGACUGUUCCACAUGGACGCGUCUACUCUUCCCAAGUUGCUCGAAAACAGCUCCUUUAACCGGAUUGAGGUCUCUAACAUCUCGGACGCCGGGUAUCUCGGAAUCCAUCGUACGCUCGAUCUGAUGGUUCCUCUCCUUCAGAGCCCUCUCAUCAACCCCCACGCGACCCUGAUUACCUUGUUCAUGAAUACUGUGGACGAAAACAUCACCGAAACGGAAAAGCUCGCAGAGAUGAAGGCGGAUGGCACAGUGACGAAGCGCAUCUACGAGUACCUAUCGCUCAGCAGAAGACCGCUCACUCAUUACGACACCACAAUCUUCAAAAUCAUGGCCGCCCGGGAUUGUAUACCAACCUAUGACCACGUCUUUGACCGGUACGCUGCGAAGCUCAUGUUCUCUCAGAGUGCUCAGCUGGUUGGAGCCAUGAUGAAGGAAAACCACACUGUGAUCGAGAAGUGGCCGUUCAGAUUGAAGCUGCGGCCCGGACAGACUGGCGCCCAGGAGGAGUUUGACCGCCUCCUAGGAGGAGGAGUUUCAAGCAAGGAGCGUUACGUGGAAUGGAAGAGGGUUGAAGCAUCAGGAUGAGGUGUGGAAGACAGCUACAGAUCAGGGAGAAGGCAGUAGACUUAUGGAAUAGUCCUUCCACCCAUGGGAGCAUGAGAGCGGCGAAAUACAAUGCUUUCAGACGACAGUUUUGCUAUCCGGGCAGACCCCCCUUUCCCACCCAUCGUAGCGUCUGGUUCAUUGGAGUUUUCUUUUGGCCCGCGCGUCCCGCAAUAGCCGUAACUAGCGCAAACACCCCGCAGUUUGACGGGCAAUUUGACUACUUCGACUUCUGCUGCUUAUGUAAAGUUGUAUAAUUCGACAUUAUGUUGGCUUUUAUUGCGGUAAUCGAGAGAUCUCGUCGAAUCUCGAUUU